This is a messenger RNA of Habropoda laboriosa, 5589 nucleotides long. RefSeq lists its product as uncharacterized. NCBI's taxonomy places the organism in Eukaryota, Metazoa, Arthropoda, Insecta, Hymenoptera, Apidae. The transcript is spliced from 18 exons. Gene Ontology annotation, cellular component: cell surface. The record is from RefSeq and is a predicted model, not a curated record. Bases 1 to 5589 code for a protein of 1862 amino acids. Gene Ontology annotation, molecular function: heparin binding.
AUGAGAUACUUGAAAAUUCUACUUUUAUUCGGUCUCGUCAGUUUCAUCCUCGCGCAAAUUUCUCUUAACGAUCAUUUGGACGAGAAAUUGAGGCAGACGAAAAUCGAAAUAGCCAAGCUUCACUUACAAGAAGAACCACCAGUUGAACGAAAAGUCUACAACGUGAAAUGGAAUCAAUUAUGGCGAGAGGAUCUCGACAAGGAGCAACCUUUCGUAGCGACUACUUUUGGCAAGAUUCUUGUAAUUCAAAGAAAUCGUUUUCUAACCAUUUCCUACGACGAUUCGAAUCGAACCACGUCGCAACAGAUAAUCUCACCAUCGAACAACAGCGAUCCUAUUAAAUUCGUCAGGAGUAUCGUCUGGAAAGGUGUGCUUUAUCUGCUAGUUUGUUACGGAACUGGCGAGUGCAGCGUGUACACGGGAACAGAAAAUUUUCAGUUGAAACAUCGACAACGAAUUCAACAUAAGGGAUAUCCUAUGGACGCAACUUUCUUCGUCCGUGCCAAUCGACUUUUCCUGGUGGUGGUUGAUAAUUCUGGCUCCUUUUUCGUACCUUCUUUAAUAUAUCAUUGGAGAGGAACGUACAUGGAUGUAAUGACGGAAGUGAUGACUACCGCAGCCGUAUCAGUCACCACAUUUAAACACAAACAAUCGACGAUCAUAGUGUUCGCCCAAAAUGAUGGAAAUAUACCUGGAAUCGGUUCCAUGGUGUACGAAUUUAAAGAGACCAGUCUGGAUAGAAUACAAUUUUUACCAACUACCAAUCCUACCUCUAUUCAUCAUUACAAUCACGGGAGAUUUAAUUUCGUUUUGAUGAUCAAUCAACAUGGACCAAGUAGUUUAUUUUGGUGGGAUGGACACGAAUUAUUACAUUGGCAAGAUGUUUCGAAAAUCACAGCGCCAAGUUUGGUUCACGUCGUGAGCAUCAACGAGGACACUUUCUUCUUUGUUGGCCAGGGAAAUACCUUGCAAUUGUACAAGUUUGAAAACGCAUCGAAUUGCAAUUUCAUACAUUCCGUAAAAUUGCCCACUGGAAUGUUUCUGAUCGACAUACAAACUCGAGUCGAAAAAUCCACGUUAAUCAUGAUGCUGGUCACUAUGAACGGCGACCAAGUUUAUGGCGUAGAAUCAUGGAACUUACACAUCAAAGAAAUUCCUUCUGAUCGUUCGAUCAAGGAAAGUGAUAUUUUAUCGAAACAUCUGGCAGAGCUGGUUGAGAUGUUAAAACGAAGAAAGCCACUCGUGGAAAAAGCUGAAGCUUCUUGGCCGUAUCUUUUCCCAGUUGAUGAAGAUUUAACGAUAUCGGAGUCUCUAGUCUUGCCAAGUUUGGAACUGGAUUCAGGAACCGUGAAAAAUAUCGACAUCUUCGUUGAUGAAGACAUCCUUACGCCUCGAGAGCUCGAGAACAAAUUUGAGAAGUUGAACAGCGAAAUUGACGAUGUUUUAACGAUGUCUAAAAAACUUUUAACUUCCGGUAACAUGAAUUCUCUGAAUGGAGACAUCGUCGUCGAUGGUGAUGCGUUUAUCGAUCAGCUGGAGAUCGAUAGUAUGCACGUGGAUUUUUUAAACGACGUUGAUACGCACUCGAACGAUGUUGAUACGCAUUCGAACGAUGUUAACUCGAACGACACAGAAGAAUCUUCGAUUUCGUUGAAGAGUGGAAAUAUCACUGUAGAGAACGUUCAAGUAGAUUCUAUUUGCGGAAUUCCAUUCCGAUAUUGGUCUCUGAACGAUGAUACAUCGAAAAUGCAGAUAGACGUGGAACCAGAUAAAAUGAAAUUUUCAAACGACACUGUAUACUUAAAUUCAGACAUAUCUGUGUCAAAUUUAAACGUGACUAGAUUAAACGGCACGGAUAUCGAUGGAUUGUUCAACGAAUUAUUCAUUAUCAAUCACAAUCAAAAAAUCAAAGGGAACAUCACGUAUAGCAAUACGAUAGAAAUACACAAUCUGACGGUACAAACGUUGAACGGAAAACCGUGGAAGGAUUACAUGAAUGCUAGAACCGAUCAAAGUUUCGACUAUUUUAUCAUGAAACCGCUUCAGGUGGAAAAUUUGCACGCAGAUUUCAUAAACGGAGUUCCCGUUUCCCAAGCAGCACGAGUAUCGACCGAGAACGUGAUCAAAGGGGAGGUAAAAAUUGCGAAUGUGAAAGUGACGGACAAGCUGACGGUAGAUUCGCGUUUCAAAGUACCGGAAAGACAGUCUCAAAUCUACUCUAACGUGACGAUUCGUGGUAACUUGAGAAUAGGCACUCUCGAUCUGGACAAAUACACGAGGAUCUUUUUGAACAACGAAGAGAUCCAUUUGAAAAAUAUCCUCGACAACUAUUGGACGAAAUCGACCGAUCAAGUGAUCAAAGACGAUAUCGUAUUCGAGAAGAAUUUAAUCGUAGAUCGUCUAAAUAGCAAGUACUUAAACGGAUUCACCGAGGAAGAAUUUUUGUACACUACCGUGACAAAUAUACCGGAGAAUUUCCGAAACUUACACUUUGAAAAUGUCCACGUGGACGAUAUGUUGUUCGUGGCAGGAGAGAACGAUAGUUUGUUCGACAUCGCCCCCGAAUCUGUAACGAUCCGUGAAAAAUUGCACGUGAAAAAUCUUCACGCGAACCAAUUGUUCGCUAAUUUAUUCAACGGCCUCUCUACGGACGAUAUUUCAAAUGGAAAACAGUCGCACAGUUUUCCAGAGAACACGAGUUUCCCAAGGAUCGAAGCUAAGCAUGUGAACGUCGAUAAGUUGAAUUUUCUCUUCUUCAACGACGAGGAUGAGGCUAAUUUGCUGAAGAACGCGAGGAACGUUGGCAAAGUACUGAAAAGGAAGUUCACGAAGACUGGAGAAUUUCACGGAGGGAAUCUUACCGUUGAGAGAAUCAACGAUAUCGAAAUAGGGAAGCUUGCAUGGUUGAAAAAUAGAAAGAUGUCCGAUUUGAAGAAUUUGGUGAUAAAUGGUAGUUUGACGGUGAAUGGUAAUUUACAGGUCGAUCAAAUUGACAAUCAACCAGCGAUGAUUUAUCUACAGAACAUGCCUGAAGAAUAUAUCGUGUUUGAUAAAAAUAUAACAAUGGACGAAUUGAUCGUGGAAAAUGUUACGUUGAAAUCUCUGAAUGGCCACGAUGUGAACGAUCUUUUCGAACAUUUCCUGUCGAAAUCUAAGGAACAAGUUGUUCCUGGAAAUUUCUCUUUCCACAAAAUUACCGCUGAUAACGUCCAGACUAAUUUCAUCAACGAUCGAAACACCUCGAAAUUGAUCUGGAUCGACGAGCCUCUGUUUCUAACAGGAGACGUUACGUUCGAGGAUUUAUUUGUAGAAGGGGAUGUCGUGACAGAAACUCUAAACGGACGUGACGUGAAUGAGUGUUCAAUUAUUCCAUCAAUUUAUUGCAGUAAAAACGUGUCAGUAACGAGAAUUGCUGAUUUAAGAGUGGAUGGAAAUAUCUAUUGGGACGUUCCUUCUACCAAUUCUGCUUCGUUGUCGUACCUUUUCGAAAAUGCUGUGACCAAAGAUACGAAUCAGACUAUUCGAGGCGAUGUGAUCUUCGAGAAGGAUGUUUCAGCGUCAACGAUAAGAGGAGAAUGGAAAGAGAUCGAUGAUAUACGUGGUAUCGUUGAGGACACCGUGCUCGAUGAUGGAAAUAUCGUUGAAAUAAGCGGUCGGAAGAUUUUCAAAGAGAACCUCAAUGUUGAUAAUUUAUUGGUAACAGGGAACAUUGAUAUUCCUGUAAUUAACAAUGUGAAUAUUCUGGAAUUGAACGAUUCUGCAGUGAGAAAAGAUCGAAACGAGACGAUUACCGGAUCGAUCACUUUCCUCGACGAUGUCGCUGUUAACAAAAUUCUCGUUAACGAUAGCAAUCAUAAUGUUCCUUUGAAACAGUUUGUUCUGAUGACAGACAUCCUACCCCCUAACGUGUUUUUCAACAAUCUCGUUGUAAAUAAUGUGUUUUUGAAAAAUUUCGAUGGGAUAGAUUUUAACGAAUUUUUGAGAAAUCGUGUCACCAUUGAUGGAGAUCACGAGAUACUUGGCGAUGUACAAUUCAAUGGUGUUAUCGAAGUAAUAGGAAACGCGAAUGUAUCGAGAAUCAACGACAUCGAUCCCUUCGAUUUGGUGCUAAAUGGUACAACGGAAACGCAAGUGAUAUCGGGUUCGAAGAUCUUCGAGGAAGAUGUGAUAGUGAACGGCAACAUUUAUGCACCGUUUGUCAAUGGCGUGAAUCUUUCCUCGGAAUACUCUGAUGGCAUACAAAACGACGAAGACGUAGAAAUAAUUGGAGACUUGAUUUUCGAGUCGAAAGUGAAGGUUCCAGAAAACGUAUCCGUUUCGAAUUCAGUGAACGGUGUACGUUUGCCCGCUGUUCUCGAUGAUUUACAAAAUGAAACGCAUCGAACUCUCCAAAUGUUCACGCGGAACGAGACCAAAAUGGAGGAGAGCAUUUCGCAAUCUUCCUUAAUUUCACGGAGUAUGAGAAAUAUUUUCGCGUACUUGGAAACCGAGGAAAAUUUAAAGAUACAAGUUCCUAACGUUAAAAAAGUCGACGUUGUUUAUUACGAGCAAAUCACGAAAUUGAACAUGUUCGGGGAAGAACCCGGAUCAUUUUGCGGACUUCCCGACACUUGUUCCUGCCCGACUGAAUACGUAGCUGAAUUCACGAAAGACGGUUGUCACGUUCGACGAACGAACAAUAGUAAAAUAGUACGAAAUUAUCACGAGUUGCAUAGUACGUUCGGUGUAAACGUGAUAACGAACACGGUUUCCUACAGUCCCGAAUGUACUUCGAAAAAUAUCGAGAACGAGUUGAUCACGAUUUCGUGGAUGAAGUCGGAUCUAAUCGAUACAGGAGACGUGUUAGCUAAUGUAAAGAAAACGUCUCCGGAUUUUCGAGGAUUUGUAAAAGAUGCAAAAGUUUUCAUGUCGCAUGAAAAUGCAGCAUUCGUGGUACUAGCAGUUUACUAUGACACAUUCUUGGCAACACACCGUACGGAUUCUGUGAUCUAUAAGAUCGACUUCGAGAAGAAUGUUCUAUCGUUACAUCAAAAACUUCCCACAGAUGGUGCUUGGGCUGUUGAAGUUUUUAAGACGAAUCAUCGUGAUUUAUACCUUCUCCUAGGCUGUUUUGGCGACUCUGAAAAGUCUUUUCUGUAUAAAUUAGACGGGAACACUUCUCAAUUUGAAACAUUGAGAACUUUUGGAGGCAAAACGCGUAAUGUGAAAACCCUGUUCCAAGAACAGGACCGUUUCGUUUUGUUGGACGAUUUCGAUACGAACGCGAUAAACAUAUUUCAGUACGAUUUGGAAUUCGAUAAUUUUAAUAAUUAUCAAAGUCUCUUUCAUGAUUCGCGGAUCGAUAGUGUAGAAUGCUUCUACUCUGAUGAGUUUGGUCUGAGCGAUUCUUUUAUCAUCGUCACGACAGAGAACGAUCAGUUUUACAUUUACGAAUACAUGUACGCCGAAAAAUUCCAACUGAAGUUACAUCAUCGAAUGGAUAAUUUACAAACGAUGGUACCGUUCUAUUAUUUAGAGAAUCACUAUGUCUUUACGGGCACAAGCAUGAACAGCACGAUACUGCGAGUCGUAAAACAGGGGCCACGUUAA